Messenger RNA from Spirodela intermedia, 600 nucleotides. NCBI's taxonomy places the organism in Eukaryota, Viridiplantae, Streptophyta, Magnoliopsida, Alismatales, Araceae. The record is from the annotation of a GenBank genome assembly.
AUGAGUGAUCUUGGACAGCUUUGCUCCUACCUAGGCAUUGAAGUAGCUCAAGAAGGAGCUAGGAUCACUCUGUCACAGAGAGCCUAUGCACUCAAGAUACUGGAUAUUGCAAGAAUGAGGGAGUGCAAUCCAGUCCAUACUCUUCUUGAAGCUAGAAUUAAAUUCAGUCAACAGAAUUUGGGAUCGUCAAUUGAUUCUACCCACUUCCAUAGCCUCAUCGGAAGUCUAAGGUACUUGACUCACACUCGACCUGACCUAAUUUUCUCUGUGGGAUUACUGAGCAGGUUUAUGGAGAACCCUACUUCAGAACAUCUCUCAGGGAUUAAGUGGAUUCUAAGGUACGUUAGAGAAACAAUAGACUAUGACUUAGUCUAUGAGAAAGGGAAGACAGAAGCAAAAUUAGUCAACUAUAGUGAUAGCGACUUUGCUGGUGAUGAGGAAGAUCGGAAGAGCACCUCCAGGCAUGCUUUCUUUCUCGGUGAUAUGCUGAUCAGCUGGGCCUCAGAAGCGAAAAUCAGUAGCUCUAUCUUCAUGUUAGGAAGAGUAUAUUGCUGCCACUACUGCCGCAUGUCAGGGCGUGUGGCUGAAUCGAUUUUUUAG